GGGUGUUUCAGAGUUGAAACCUGAAGUCUUCAGCAGGGCUCCAGUUACUGAAUGCUUGGCUGGAGGGACAGAGUUACGCUAUAUUCUGCCUUUGAAGCGGCAUCUGCCUGAGGCAGGUGUGAUGGCCAACGGCAGCGCGGUUGCCGUGGAGUGGGGAUAACUCACAACAAUGGCUGCUGGAAGCACGAAGGCUGCGGGGAAGGAGCCGGCCCCCACGAUCCCGAUCAGCGCUGAGCUACGGAAGCAGCUACGAGAAGCCUUUGACGUGUUCGACCCCGACGGCUCCGGAGUGAUGGAUGUCAUGGACCUGAAGAUAUCCAUGAGAGCUCUGGGCUGUGAAGUGAGGAAAGCGGAGAUGAAAAGAAUUAUCUCUGAAGUUGAUGAGGAUGGGUCAGGGAAGAUAAACUUUGAGUCGUUUCUGCGGGUGAUGACCCAGAAAAUGGCAGAGCCAUUUUCAAACGAGGAGAUGCUGAAAGGUUUCAAGGUGUUUGAUUAUGAUGGCACUGGCAAGAUCUCUUUGGAGAAACUCAAACUGGUGGCUACUGAGGUACAAGAAGACAUCACAGACGAAGAGCUGCAGGAGAUGAUUGAUGAAGCAGAUGUGGAUGGAGAUGGGGAAGUGGAUCCAGAAGAGUUUGUGCGGAUUCUGACAUUGACUGACCAGUAACUACAUGAUUAUCUUUUUUUCCCCCAUUCCGUUGUAAACAACUGUUUGCAGUAUCACUUCUUUCCAACUUUCAAAUUCUUUCGUGUGUUGCCUUUUUGGGUGUGAAAACACACUGAGAUGCUCCAUGACUGCAAGCAGUUUUCUAUAUCCCAGUAAACAGUUUUGUUGCUAGA
This is a messenger RNA of Coturnix japonica (Japanese quail), 840 nucleotides long. RefSeq names its product centrin-1-like. Lineage: Eukaryota; Metazoa; Chordata; Aves; Galliformes; Phasianidae. The record is from RefSeq and is a predicted model, not a curated record. Gene Ontology annotation, cellular component: myosin II complex. Gene Ontology annotation, molecular function: calcium ion binding.